UCAACAACACUUUAAACACAUGUGGAGGAAGAACAGGCAUGUGCGGCAUUAGCCUCAAAUUUUAACUUAUACUGGGAUAUUUAAAGGAUUAAAAAGAAGAUAAAUGCACGUAGAUUAAGGAAUAUUUAUCAAAAUGAAGUUUUCUUAUCGGUUUUCCAAUUUACUAGGAGCUGUUUAUCGUCAGGGAAAUUUGAACUUUUCCAAAGAUGGAAACGCAGUGAUCAGUCCUGUUGGAAACAGAGUCUCUGUGUUCGACCUGAAAAACAACACAUCUGAGACGCUGCCUGUCUCCACCACAAAGAAUAUAACAUGCGUGGGUCUCUCUCCUGAUGGGAACCUGGCCAUCGUGGUGGAUGAAGAUGGAGCGGCGCUGUUGAUUAGCCUCGUCACCCGAGCCGUCCUUCACCAUUUUCACUUUCACAAGCCAGUGAACAGCAUCCGCUUCUCACCUGACGGCAGGAAGUUCGUUGUUACGAAGGAGAAUGUGGCGCUGAUGUACCACGCUCCCGGGAAGCAGAGGGAGUUUAACGCCUUCGUUUUGGACAAGAGCUACUACGGCCCGUACGAUGAGACCACCUGCAUCGACUGGACGGACGACUCCAAGUGUUUUGUGGUGGGAAGCAAAGACAUGUCAACGUGGGUGUUUGGUGCCGAGCGCUGGUCCAACCUGAUCUACUACUCCCUGGGAGGACACAAGGACGUCAUCAUGGGCUGCUUCUUUGAGAAGGACAGUCUAGAUCUGUACACAGUCAGCCAGGACGGGACGCUGUGUGUCUGGGAGAGCGACACCGAGCUGGACGGCCUCGUCCUGAGGAGCCGGGACACACCCAAGCCCCAGAGAAAGGGGGAGGAAGAGGAGGAGGACGACGACGAGGGGGAGAAAGCGGAGGGAGAGGAGGGGGAAGUGAUCAGAGGGAAAGUUGAAACUCCAAAAGAGAAGAAGAAGAUGAAGAACACCAAGAAUGUUCGAUACAAGCAGAGGAGCAAACACUUUUUCAACAAAGAAGGAGAUUUUAACAACUUGACUGCAGCCGCGUACCACAAGCCCACUCACAUCCUGGUCACGGGCUUCGCCUCUGGGGUUUUCCACCUGCACGAGCUUCCAGAGUUUAACCUCAUUCACUCGUUGAGUAUUUCAGACCAGAGGAUUUCCUCGGUGGCUAUAAACAGCUCUGGAGACUGGAUCGGCUUCGGCUGCUCACGGAUGGGUCAGCUGCUGGUGUGGGAGUGGCAGAGCGAGUCGUACGUCUUCAAGCAGCAGGGACACUUCAACAACAUGGCGUCGCUGGCUUACUCACCAGACGGACAGUACGUCGUGACGGGAGGGGACGACGGCAAAGUUAAAGUGUGGAACACCAACAGCGGCCUGUGCUUCGUCACCUUCACUGAACACACCAGCAGCAUCACGAACGUCACCUUCACGUCCAGCGGCUUUGUCAUCGUCAGCGCUUCUCUAGACGGGACGGUCCGAGCCUUCGACCUGCACAGGUACCGAAACUUCAGGACCUUCACGUCUCCUCGGCCCGCGCAGUUCUCCUCCCUCGCUGUAGAUGUCAGCGGAGAGUUAGUGACCGCAGGAGCACAGGAUUCCUUUGAGAUCUUCCUCUGGUCCAUGCAGACAGGCCGACUCCUAGAGGUCCUUUCAGGUCACGAGGGUCCAGUCAGCUGCUUGUGUUUCAGUCCGGUUCAGUCCAUCCUGGCCAGCGUCUCCUGGGACCGCACCGUCCGGCUGUGGGACAUGUUGGACAGCUGGCAGGUUAAGGAAACACUUCGCCUCACGUCUGAUGGCUUGUCGGUGACGUACCGCCCUGACGGCCAGGAAUUAGCCGUGGCCACUCUGAACGGUGAGAUCUCUUUCUGGGACCCCCACACCGCCACACAAACCCGCUCCGUGGCCGGACGCCACGACCUGGAGACGGGCCGCAAAGAGACCGAUAAAAUCACAGCCAAGCAGUCGGCCAAGGGCAAGGCGUUUACGUCGCUGUGCUACUCUGCGGACGGGGAGUCUAUUCUGGCAGGAGGCCACUCCAAGUUUGUCUGCAUCUACAACGUCAAGGAGCAGAUUCUCAUGAAGAAGUUUGAGAUCUCCUGCAACCUGUCCUUCGAUGCCAUGGAGGAGUUUUUGGAUAGGAGGAAGAUGACCGAGUUUGGCAGCCUGGCUCUGGUGGAUGAGGGGGCCGGGGACGGAGACGGGGUCAACAUCAGCCUCCCUGGAGUCAGGAAAGGUGACAUGAGCUCUCGACACUUCAAGCCAGAGAUCAGAGUCACCUCGCUGAGGUUCUCCCCUACAGGUCGCAGCUGGGCCGCCACCACCACCGAGGGGCUGCUGGUCUACUCCCUGGAUGGGUCUCUGGUCUUUGACCCCUACGACCUGGACCUGGACGUGACGCCGGCCAGCAUACGCAAGCAGCUCCGCCUCCAGGAGUGGCUGUCCGCCAUCAUCCUGGCGUUCAGACUCAACGAAAAAGCCCUCAAGCAGGAAGUGCUGGAAACGGUGCCGCACGAGCAGAUCCCGGUGAUUUGUGGCUCUCUUCCUGACAUUUACGUGGAGAAGCUGCUGGGCUUUGUUGCUGCGUCUUUGGAGAAGUCGAGUCACCUGCAGUUCUACAUGACCUGGGCUCAGAGUCUGCUCAUGCUGCACGGACAGAAACUGAAGAACAGGUCGGGAACCAUCCUUCCGACGCUGCAGGCGCUGCAGAAGAGCAUCCAGAGACACUUUGACAGUCUGUCCAAACUCUGUGACUUCAACAUGUACAACAUUCGCUACGCCGAGGCCCUCUCCAAGCAGAGGGGUAUGAAGAGGGCAGCUGAGGAGGAGGAAGAGGAGGAAGAGGAGGAAGAGCUGUCUGAGAACAUGAGCGUGGCGUCUUUAGAGGAUGCAGAGAUGAUACUGUAGCCUGGCAACUGUAAAAGCAAAUAUAUUUCUGUGUAUUUUAUGAUUGUAAGCUGUUUUUUAAAUAAAUUCCUUUGUAAAUCGUCA
Messenger RNA from Mugil cephalus (flathead mullet), 2980 nucleotides. It is a transcript of the gene pwp2h, whose product is annotated as PWP2 small subunit processome component. The coding region runs from base 134 to 2896 and encodes 920 amino acids. Gene Ontology annotation, biological process: maturation of SSU-rRNA from tricistronic rRNA transcript (SSU-rRNA, 5.8S rRNA, LSU-rRNA); ribosomal small subunit assembly. Gene Ontology annotation, molecular function: protein binding. The record is from RefSeq and is a predicted model, not a curated record. Lineage: Eukaryota; Metazoa; Chordata; Actinopteri; Mugiliformes; Mugilidae. Gene Ontology annotation, cellular component: Pwp2p-containing subcomplex of 90S preribosome; small-subunit processome. The transcript has 21 exons.